AAAUUGACAGGUCUUUACAAAAGACCAUCCGAAUUUCGGAGCGUUACAAAUAUCUGAUUUUAAUCAGAUUGUGAGCCUGUUAUGUUACUAACCAUGUUAUGUUAAAUGUCACUAACCAUUUUAUGUUAAACGCUUCACGAACUGAAACACUUUGAACUUUGUACAAUACAAUCGAUAUGCUGUUCAGAUAUUUCGUUGUAAUUACACAAGGAAUUAAUCUAUCUACAUGUAUAGGCUUAAUCUUUACAUGUACUAGAGAUAAUUCAAGCUGCAAAUAUUGUCAAGAAAAACACGCUUAAAUAAUAACUUCAAAAUGCUGUUGGCUGCUGCAGUAACCUUUGUUAAAACUGUGUUGUGUGAAGUUAUCCUAUUCGGAAUAAAAGAUGAAUUUACGGGAUGUAGUCUCAGGGCCAGGGACAUGUUUGCUUUGUCACACGGAGACAGAAGUAUCAGACUGACAAGUGUGUCAACCAUAACUUCUCCCUACAUGCUCCCAGGAAUCACAACGUUAUCAACAGAAAGUCUGCCACUGGAUACCCGUCUCAUGCCGUCCAUUGGAAAUGGUCAUGUCGCAAUUGUGGUCAAAGGUGAUGCAGUUUUUAUGAAUGCACUUUACAAUGGACAUAACAUAACUAGUCAUCGUGCCAAAAUGCCAGCUGUACUUAUAAAAGACAUUGACAUAAAGAGUACCAGACGUCCCAAAUCAAACUAUAGUCUUGACUUAGCAGCAGCUAUGUUUAUAGAGGAAUAUAAAACGGAAAAUUUUUCAAUCCAACUAAAAAUGUUCGCUCACCGGGUUGUGAAACAGUUACUUGUAACCGUGUUGACAGUGCAGAACACAGGACCAGCCACCCUUACCCUAGAUUUGAAAACCACAAAAAUCUCUGAUACUGAAGACUUAGAAGUAACCUCAACCUCAAACCACUCUAUCGGUACCAUAAGUGGAAGAACAAAAAAGAGUGAAUAUGACAUCACAGGACUACAGAACGUUACCAUGAUACACACAUUAAUUCCAGAAGAAAUCACUAUAGAGCCCAAAAAGCAAAUAACCCAUCUUUACCUUCUGAGCAUCGAUUCAGAUCCAGGAAUCGCCAAGAAGUCUUUCAAUAAAGGUAUCGACAUGUUUUUCUAUCAGACACUCGAAUCCAGUCACGUGAACGCCUGGGCAAAAUUAUGGAAGUCUGGACGCGUUGACAUAAACGGAAAUAAAACUUUUGCUACCCUCGCCUAUUCAUCUUUGUAUUAUAUUUUAAGUUCUCUUCCUCUGGAAGAGUCCCGUGAUUUUGUUGGAUUGUCGCCUGGCGAUCUGGCUCAUGGAUCCGGUGAUCAGGAUUACAUGGGUCACGUGUUCUGGGACCAAGAAACGUGGAUGUAUCCCUCGAUACUUUUACUACACAGUCAGAUAGGGAAGGCCAUUGUUAAAACCAGAAUCAAAACAUUGGAAGCCGCUAAAGAAACAGCAAAAAUGAGAGGAUAUGAUGGCGCCAUGUAUCCGUGGGAAACUGCACUUUCAGGUCUUGAUGUAACAGCAGAUCCUAUAUAUUUCUUAAACGAACAACACAUUACCGGCGAUAUUUCAUUUGCUAUUAGACAGUACCUUUACCUGACACGUGACAUUUAUUUCCUGAAACAAGAAUCUGGACAACUUUUAACCAACGAAAUAGCCAAAUUUUGGGCUUCGCGUGUUACUUUCAAUUCUUCAACAAAUAUGUACGAAAUACACGACGUGAUGCCACCAGAUGAAUGGCACCAGCAAGUUAAUAACUCGGUCUUUACCAAUGCUGUUGCAAAACUGAGUCUUCUACUGCCAGAACUUGUCGGGAAUUUAACAAACACCAGGUCCGAUCCUAGGUUCAAAGCUAUUGCAGACCGAUUGUACAUUCCUUACGACAAGAAUAUGAACUAUCAUCCUGAGUUUGAUGGUUACUCAAAAAAUACCCAGGUAAAACAGGCAGAUGUUAUCUUGUUGGGAUUCCCUUUGAUGCUGAAUAUGCCACACAGUACUAGAAAGAAAGACCUACAGAUAUACGAAGCAGUAACACCUGGAGGACCCGCCCUUACCUGGAGUAUGUUUGCUGUGGGGAACCUGGAGAUUGGCAAUAUUGACAAGGCCUCCACACAGUUUACUGGGCAGCUCCUUAACGUCGCUAAGCCUUUCAAUGUUUGGACGGAGAACGCGGAUGGUACAGGGGCCGUUAAUUUUAUCACAGGGAUGGGCGGAUUUUUACAGUCCCUGUUAUUCGGUUAUGGUGGCAUCCGCCUUCAUCCAGACAGAAUCGAUUUCCAUGGACGCCUUCCACCGUCAACUUCUUCAUUAAAUAUCACAGGGCUGGACUAUCUAGGUGGAGCUAUAGAUUUGUGUUUUUCAGCGGAGUUUACUUCUGUUCGUCUAGUACAUUCAGCUCGAUAUGUUUUGCAACUGAGAACAGAAUUUAAAACCUCGAUUUUAUUAGUAGGAAAGACACAAGCUUUUCCAAACACUGUAGCAAGUAUUGUGCCAGAAAUGAAGAAAAAAUGAAUCGAUAAUUUACUUUAAAAUAUCAUUAAAUAUUUGUGCAGACUGUAUAAAUUAAAAACAGCAUAAUUUAUUGUACAUUUUGUUUUAUCAAACAUUUUUCUGUUGUAAGAAAAUAUAUGAAUAAAUUUGUUCA
Messenger RNA from Saccostrea cuccullata (small rock oyster), 2651 nucleotides. Its product is annotated as protein-glucosylgalactosylhydroxylysine glucosidase-like. Gene Ontology annotation, molecular function: hydrolase activity, hydrolyzing O-glycosyl compounds. The record is from RefSeq and is a predicted model, not a curated record. The transcript is spliced from 11 exons. Gene Ontology annotation, biological process: carbohydrate metabolic process. Bases 314 to 2518 code for a protein of 734 amino acids. Lineage: Eukaryota; Metazoa; Mollusca; Bivalvia; Ostreida; Ostreidae.